UUAUUGCGAGUUCAACAUGGCUGCGCCCGUGAUGUUGUCGAGAAGGAGGUGAGCCUUUGACGUGAGAGACGGGCUGAUUCUUUCUUUAAAAACCUGUCGCACUCACGAGGUGUAGAAGUGGACGAGAAGCACACCACUAUUUGCAAAGAUUGCUGCGAAUUUAUCUAUUUCGUGGGCAUCCUGGGCCUGAAUUGGGAACAUUUCUGACCGCCAACUCCACUGAAAACCCUGAAAUACUGGCUUUUCAAUGGGGAAAAAAAAUAUACUGGUCUGACAGCAUUGUGCUUUGAAAUGGAGAAGGAUUAACUGAAAGACUUCACUUGUGAAUCUUCAAAUGAUGGAAUACUGAGAAAUGAUUAAAAGCACUGCGGAGCUCGGAAGCAUUUUCUGGUUGGACUUCCUGCUGGCACCCAGGGAAAUGGCAUCAGAAUGAAAGGGGACUGUUUGGAAAAGAAAACGUAGGCCGUUAUUAAUAUUGAUCACCUUUCUGAUUCAGUAACCUGCUUAGAUAUUCAGGACGAGGAGAGGUUCCCGCAGCCGCUGCCUCUUCUCGCUGAAGGAUUUGAGAAACUGCCUGCGACCUGAAUGGAUGGGAAUGGGGAAAGCAGGAUUUUACCAGCACAGGGCUGAACGCCCCUCCACCGCCUUCACUUUGCUGUUGCUUUUCAUUUCGACGUGUGCCAACACAGCUUACUGCCAGCAACAGUAUCAGUGCAGGAUCCAGAAGUGUACCACUGACUUUGUGGCCCUGACCUCCCAUCUGAAUGCCGCCCUGAAUGCUUUCGCCUCAGAGUUCUGCAUCGCCCUCCGAGCUUAUGCUCUCUGCACCGAGCGCACAGCCAAGGCGUGCCGGGGUAACCUGGCCUUCCACUCAGCCAUGCUUGGCAUCAGCGACCUGAUGAGCCAGAGGAACUGCUCCCGGGAAGGGCCUACCUUGAUUGCAGCCAAGGACCUGGUACCUGUCAGUCACAACAUGGGCUUUUGUGAUUAUGAGAACCGAGCUGGCUUGGUCGGGGGGCAUCGGGCAGCAGCAGGCACUGAACCGCAGUCCAGCCGCCGUUACGUCUUCUGUGGCUUGUUUGGCGACCCGCAUCUCAGAACUUUUCGGGAUCACUUUCAAACUUGCAAAGUGGAAGGAGCCUGGCCUCUGAUUGACAACGACUACUUGUCAGUGCAAGUAACCAACGUCCCUGUUGUGCAGGGUUCCAGCGCCACAGCUACUAACAAGAUAACAAUCAUAUUCAAAACUUACCAUGACUGUACAGAUCAGAAGGUUUAUCAAGCGAUGACAGAUGAUCUGCCUGCAGCAUUCAUUGAUGGUACAACAGUGGGAAAUGGCUGGAUAAAGACUUUGUGGAUAGUGGAGAAAGUAAGUGGUAAACAUGUGGAGGUGCAUGCAAAAUACAUUGGAAUGACUGUGAUAGUGCGCCAAGUGGGGCUGUAUUUGACCUUUGCAUUGCGGAUGCCUGAAGCAUUAGCCCUGUCUGAGAAUGACAACCAGGGACUGCAGCUUUGUGCCCGUGGCUGCCCCACGAAUGAACGCAUUGACGAAGGUGGACAUCUUCCUCUUCCAGCCAAUAGUCCAAACCAUCUGCACCAUCCCAAGGCCCCAGCAAAGGGAGCUUACACAUUAGAGACUGCGACGGCCAAAUGCCAUGAGAAAAUCCAAGUUAAGGAUGUUUAUUUUCAUUCUUGUGUGUUUGAUCUUCUGACAACUGGAGAUGCAAACUUUACAGCAGCAGCUUACAGUGCCCUCCAAGACCUGGAAACGUUGCAUCCAAGGAAAGAAAGGUGGCACAUUUUCCCCAGAAGCAGCAGUGUUGCCCAGAACAUCAAUGUCUUAUUUAACAUUUUUGUUGGACUGUUUUCUUUUGUUAUAAUUGUGUUUUUGUAAGGUUUUGUUUAUAAAAAUAUUAAAUAUAUAUUGUUAUAAUAUAUUCAGAAGUAUAUAUGUAUAUACAGUAUGAGAUUGGAUGGCAAUCCUGAGUAAACAAGAUUGUACAUAUUGUGUAAUUUUGUUAUGUAAGUUCACAGGAAGUUGGUUGUAGUAUUAUGUACUUUUGGUGAAAGUUUUUUUUUUGCAAGUUAUGUAUGAGUUGUGUUAGCCCUGUAGUAGGGUCUGUUGUUACAAAGGGCACUUUAUGUUUCUACUAACUGACACUUAAAAUGGCGACCAGUAAAUGUGUUGAAAUUUAUUUUGCUGUCUGUCAAAUUGAAGUUUUGAUAUACAGCCUCAGAAGGAUUCCCAGAUGUGCUUCCUGGGUAUAAAUAGAUAACUUUGUGCAAGUGUAAUUGCCUAAAUAUGUAAAUAGUUAACUUAUUUAUAAUAAUGUCCUACUAGAAGAACCUAGAGCAGAUUCUGUGCUAUUUGUGUUCACUCUGCUGUGAUAGUGGUGCCACCUUGUGGAUUGCACUUGAGUUACUUCAGUGUUCAGGUUACCAGUGAUUUGCAAACCUAAUUUGUGAUUUUUAAAAAGGGUGUUAAAUGCCUGUUAUAUUACAUGAUGUAUGUUAAGAAACCCCUUCCCUCUGUCCCACUAAAAAAGGAAAAGUUAGAACUUGUUCCUAAGGCAGUAAAUGCAUUUUCUUGGGUUUUUCCACAAUUGUCUUUUCAAGGCUUUUGCUGCUCAACAGCAAUGGAGAUAUCUGACUCUGUUAAAUAUGAUCUCUUUUUGGCUUUUAAAGUUUCAUUGGUUGACGGGUCCAGUAAAAUUGCUCAUGUCUUAGCCGAUUUACAUUUUAAUGCUAGGAGUGUAACUGUUUCCUCAUCAAUCACUUUAUAUGAGUAGUCACACCUGCAAAGUUAGUCCAACCACUUUUCAUUGGACCAUCACUACGCUUUGCAUCUUUAUAACAUUCUCUCAUAGGGCCACAAUGCAGAAUAGCAGUAGUAAAUUAAUAUCUUGGCUACUCAGAUUUAUAAACCUAUUCAGAGCAAUUCAGUUGGGAAUGAGAUCUUGCUAAGUGAAAAUCAACUGUGUGCAAAUUGGUCUCAUCAAAAUUUUAUAAACUCAAAAUAAAUGUUCUUGCAUACAUCUAUGAAUAACUUAAAUGUGGCUUUUACUGUAGAUGGACUUGAAGAAUCAGUUGGUAUUAAAUGCAUCUGAUAAAUGCUCCAUUUUCCAUUGAUCUCACACAAUAUCCCCUACAAUGGUUUACUAUAUCUUGGCAUUUGGUACACAAAGAGGCCUCCACCCAUGAUUCCACAUGAUAUGGAAGCCUUGUUCUACUUUGGAAAAGUCCUACAGAAUAUAUCAAGUCUGAAUUAACUAUAUAUUUUAUUUGGAUUUCUUUUCUGUUUAAAUUAGGCAGCUACCAUUACUAUUUCACCAAAGUGGAAAACCUGCAAGUUUGUAUAUUUUAAAUUCCCAUUGAAGUCAAACAUGCUGUUGAAACAUGCAUUAAAGUUCUGUUAGAAAGUGUAUGUUUAGUGUCU
Rhincodon typus (whale shark) is the source of this 3436-nucleotide messenger RNA. It is a transcript of the gene rgmb, whose product is annotated as repulsive guidance molecule BMP co-receptor b. The record is from RefSeq and is a predicted model, not a curated record. Gene Ontology annotation, biological process: BMP signaling pathway. Gene Ontology annotation, molecular function: coreceptor activity. NCBI's taxonomy places the organism in Eukaryota, Metazoa, Chordata, Chondrichthyes, Orectolobiformes, Rhincodontidae. The transcript is spliced from 7 exons. Bases 590 to 1894 code for a protein of 434 amino acids. Gene Ontology annotation, cellular component: plasma membrane.